Rangifer tarandus platyrhynchus (Svalbard reindeer) is the source of this 1254-nucleotide messenger RNA. The record is from the annotation of a GenBank genome assembly. Lineage: Eukaryota; Metazoa; Chordata; Mammalia; Artiodactyla; Cervidae.
AUGGGGUUAACAUUUUGGAAGGUGUUUCUGAUUCUCAACUGCCUUGCAGGUCAAGUUAAUGGAGUGCAAGUGACCAUCCCAGACAGUUUUGUGAAUGUGACUGUUGGAUCUGAUGUCACUCUCAUCUGUACCUACACCACCACUGUGACCUCACUGAACAAGCUCUCCAUUCAGUGGACAUUCUUCCAUAAGGAGGAGUCACAACCAGUUUCUCACAGACCAUGCCUCAAUAUUGAGAAAAAGGCAGUCAGUCAGUGUUUAAAACUGGUGCAUGCAAGAGAUGCUUGGGGAAGAUGUAGUUGGACUUCUCAGGCAAUUUACUAUUCUGAAGGUGGACAAGCUACAGCCAUAGGAAAAUUUAAAGAUCGCAUUGUAGGGUCCAACACUUCAGGUAACGCAUCCAUCACCAUCUCGCAUAUGCAGCCAGAAGACAGUGGCAUCUACGUCUGUGAUGUCAACAACCCCCCUGACUUUUUCGGCAAAAAUCAAGGCACCAUCAGUGUCAGCGUGUUAGUCAAACCUUCUAAGCCCUUCUGCAGCAUCCAAGGAAUGGCAGAAACUGGCCAUCCUAUAUCUCUUACUUGCCUUUCGGUGCUUGGAACACCUUCCCCUGUGUACUACUGGUAUAAACUUGAAGGAAGAAACAUCGUUCCAGUGAAAGGAAACUUCAACCCAGCCACCGGGAUUUUGUUUAUUGGAAACCUGACCAGUUUUGAACAAGGUUAUUACCAGUGCACCGCUAUUAACAUCCUUGGCAAUAGUUCCUGUGAAAUUGACCUAACUACUUCAUAUCCAGGAACUGGAAUCAUUGUUGGGGCCUUUGUGGGGACCCUGAUAGGUGUUAUCAUUAUCAUCUCUAUGGUGUGGUUCGUGAGGCGUAAGGUAAAGGCGAAGGGGAAGGAAAGGAAGAGGAAUUCUAAAACCACCACAGAACUCGAACCAAUGACAAAGAUAAACCAAAGAACAGAGGGUGAGACAAUGCCACAUGAUGAUGUCAUCCAACUCGAAGCCACCCUUCCGUCUUCCAUCCAUGAGACUGAGCCUGAUACCACCCUGGGGCCAGAUCAUGAGCCUAUCCCCGAGCCUGAGCCUGCCUUGCAGCCUACUGUGGAGCCACCCUCUGGACCUGAGCUUGUCCCCGUGUCUGAGCUCGAGAUCCAACUGGAGCCAGAGCCUGUGCCCCAGCAAGAGCCCCAGCCCUUGAUUGUAGAUGAGCCAUUUUCUGAUGAGGAGAAGGGGGUGAUUAAGCCAUAG